UCUAAAUCUAAAUGGCUGAAGUGUAUGCUCAUGAAUUGUCAAUAAGCAUAAUUGCUCAAAUAUGUCAAUAUACUGGAUGGACCUCUGCAUCUAAAAGUUCUUUAGAAAUUUUGGAAGAUAUAUUGGAAAAAUUUUAUCAUGAAAUGGGCAAAAUUAUUAGGUGUCAUAUGGAACAUGCGGAAAGAAGCAAGCCCACACUUGGUGAUAUAGUUUUAUCAUUUGAUGCUUUAGGGAUAUCUAUUAAGGAAAUAAAUGAAUACAUGAAUGAAAUACCAAUAAUGCCUUUUGUGCAACAUGUUACAUCAUUUCCCAUAAAAAAACCAAAUAAAUUAGACUUUUUAAAGUUUAAUGAUCUUCCAUCAUAUAUAAAUGAAUAUCUACCUCCACUGCCAGUCAAUCAAGAAUAUCCAAAUCCAAUUACAGAGGCUAAUGAUAAUUUAUUUUUAAAUAGCCCUAUAUCCCAAGAAGAUAUAACUGAAAUUACUAAUAUAGAUGAUGAUAAAAAAAAUUCUACCAUGAUACUAAAUAAUCAAAUUAUAUUAACAGAUUUCAAUACUAAAAAUCAAAAUAAAUCAGAAUAUGUAAGUAUAAAAACAGGCACCUUAUCUAAAUGUAAAUUGCCUCCAAAACCACCUUCUGAUAUAGAUGGUAAUUCUUCGGAUUAUUCUUCUCUAGAUGAAAAUGAUGGCAAUAAUCAUGAAGAUGUUACUUAUACUAACUUAAAUAUAAAAAUCAAGGCUGAAAUACAACCAAAAGAAAAUUAUUUGACCACUUCAUCUCUAAAUCUAAAUGAAACUCAGAUUUUGACACCUAUUAAAAGAAAAGUUGGGAGGCCAAGAAAAUAUAAUAUUGAAGAAUCACUAGCUAUUGAUUUCUCAAUAAGUGAAACUUCAAAGAACUUAAAAUUGAUUAAAAAUGAAAUUGAAUUUGGCCAAGAAUUAAAUAAAACUGAUAGUAAUUCAGCUCUAGAAAAAGAUAACCAUUUAGAUUCUGACCACUCAAAUAGUCUCACAUAUAAAACUACUUCAAUGGACAAAUACAAAUCUAAAAAGUAUAUUUCAAAAAAUUAUCACGAUAUUUACUCAAGAAAUAAAGUCAAAGGAAAACAUUAUAAAAAAUAUUUGAAGAAUACUACAUCCCAUCAUUACGCUUUUCGUCAUUUUAAAAAGAAACGUGGUCGUAAACCAAUCAUCAAAGUAUUUGACGAUGAAGAUACUAAGGAUACCGAGGUGAUAUUAACUCGUCAAAAAUCUGUCUCCGUUUCGCCGGUUAAAAGCGUAGGCAAGGAAACAAUUCGCAAAACUGAAAAAGACAUAGCAGAAAAUGACGAUGAUGAAAUGAGUGAUCCUGAAUUUCUUUUGUCACCUUCUCAAAAAUAUCACUUCCACAAACAAAAUCUUUUGCCCAAAAAAUCUUUAAGCAAAUCACUCUUUCCAAACUCACAAAUAUCAUCACCAGCUAAAAGAAUGAAGCACGAGACUCCUUUAUUGUAUGCUAGCUGCACCAUAAUAGAUGCCCUUAAAAGUCAGAAAUACGAGGAGAAUAAUACUAUAAAUUUCCUCGAGAAUGCUGCUAAACUGGAUAUAACAAAUUUACCGGGUGAGAAAAUUUAUAAAGAGGUUGGAAUCAACAAAGAUGACACGGAUCAUGUCGAUAAAAGUUCCUCUAUAAUCAUAGAAUCUGCUAUUGGUGAUGAUUUUUUGAAUGUAAAGACCGAAAAUAACGCUGUAAGGUCAGAUCUAAAAAAAUCACAAGAUUCUCAGAUUGGGCAACAACUUGACAUUGCAGACCUACCCUUAAUUUCAAAUAUGUCACCUAAGCCCCAAUUAGUGUUACCUAAAAUUCAUGAACCGAUUAACUCCCCUCAAAAUUUAUCGGUCUCGAACGAUUUGCUCUCUUCACAAGACUUCUAUUCCAUAUCAAAUAUUCCGAAUACAUUUUUAGGGAUUGAUUCACCAUCCAUAUUAUCGCCAUCCACUAAAAAGGCGAAGAAAAAAAAGAAAAAGAAAGACAAGGAUAAGAAGGAUCGACGGUCACCUAGAAAGGGUGAACAUAAAAAAAGUGAAUCCGAUUACAAAUAUACCUCACGUUCAUCCCUUUCAGAUUUAGCUUCCGAAAAUCCCAAUAUGAAUCUCGAUUCUGUUACACUCGUUGAAAAUUUUGCCAAAGAACGUCAAAUAUUGCCGGCAAGAUUGGGUAUUUUUGCACCUCAGUUUACUACCACCACUAUUACGAACGAGGUAUUUGCUCAAAUCCUUACAACUGUACAACCAAUGCAACGCUCAGAUAAAGCCUUCCAAAUAACCGAUUUCAAAAUACUUCCUCCCUCUCAAGAUAGUUUAUCAGGGGAAGACGAACAAGAAAAUUUUGAUAAUGAAGGAGUGAAUGAAGAAAGUUUCGAAAAUUCUGACGCUCAGGAUAAUAAUAAUGAGGAUAUCAAAGAGGAAAUACAACCCCUAUCAGAUAGGCCUCGGUCUCCUAUUGUGCCAAUAAAAAUUAAGAUAUCUAAAGAAAACAUGAAGGCGGUAGUGAUAUUGCCAGAGAAACCUCCUCGAACUGCCAUCGAAAAAUCAACUAAUACAAGCACACCCAAAAAUAUUGUUUCAAAGACCGAAAAAUUAAUCAAUUUAGAAAAAAAAUCAGAUGGUUCAGGAAAAAUUUUCAAAAUAGAAAAAAAUUUUUUAUCAUCAAAUAUCGUAAAAAAUGUUACACCUUUGCAUCCUAUGAUCUCCGGCAAAAAAUCCGAACGCGAGCCUAUAUACACGCCUUCCAACAGUGAAGCUGACAGUGAUGGGGAUACUGACAUUCAUCUUACUGAUGCGAACAAAGUUAAGGAUUUUCCUACUAUCGGCACUGUAGAUCAAGCUAGUUCCUAUCCUUAUUACUAUGACAUGCCUGGAGGAGAUCAAGUGGAUAAACCCCGAGCUCCAGACUUGGAAUCAACUAUAACCGGUUAUGGACUAAGUAAUUUCAUUGAAAACUCCAGAUUCAUCAAUCAUAACAGCCAGACACGUAAUUCUUUGGAAGGCAGCGAUUCUUUGGACGAUUUGGAUUUACUCAAUAGAAGGAAACAUAUUAAAACUUAUGCCACGCCGAACUUAGCCAUCAUCAAUGUAUCUACAACCAAAUCUUCGCCAAUAGACGUAGAACAAACGACUAAAAAACCAUCCCAUAUUAAAAAGGGCAAAAAGAUUAAAAAAAGCACUCCCCACAAUAUUAACAAAAUUACCUUAAACUCCGAAACGUACUCUUCUUCCUCCAAACGUAAAAGAUCGGUGUCUUCUAUCGAUGAUAAUGAAUUUGAAGAUACGCCUAGUAUCCAGGAUGUCAACGAGCUUAAAAUUCUCGGGAAAAUAUCAAGUCCUCAUCUUUCUAAUCCACUUCCUUCUUCAUCUUCCAAACCAUUUCAAGCAUCCACUAACAUCAAUGUAACUUCUCCUCUCCUACCCAUACCUAACAUUAUUCUUUCAAACGUGAAGAAUAAUUUAACGAGCAAUAUGCUAGCUGGGGCCGAUUUUAAUCUCAUAGCUAACACUAAUAUCAACAAAAUCCCACCACUAUCCAAUUCCUCAGUUGAAAGGACAGUUAUAACAGAAACCUUGGGGUCUGUGGUUAUAAAUGAAAAAGGUGAAAAAAUAUGGAUAUGCCCAGCGUGUACUCAUCCAGACGAUGGCAGCCCUAUGAUAGGGUGCGAUAGUUGCGAUGAUUGGUAUCAUUGGGUUUGUGUCAAUAUAACGGAAGCGCCCGCUGAAAAUGAAAACUGGUAUUGUUCAAGGUGCUUAGCCAAAAGUAUAAUAUCUUCCUACUCGUCUUCCAAAAAGAAAAGACGAAGAAAAAGAUGAGAAAAAUAGUUCGUCGAAAAAAAUGAUAAAAAUUUUGGUAAUAAUAUAUAUAUAUAAAACAGACUCAAAAAUAAUAUUUAUAACGUUAAAUUAUAUGUCUUGUUAUAUUCAAUGACAAAUAAUUAGUGACAUUAUUAUGCAAAUUUAUUUUUAUUCAUAUUAUCUAAAAUGCGAGU
This is a messenger RNA of Gordionus sp. m RMFG-2023, 4018 nucleotides long. RefSeq lists its product as uncharacterized. Gene Ontology annotation, biological process: positive regulation of transcription by RNA polymerase II. The transcript has 18 exons. The coding region runs from base 12 to 3842 and encodes 1276 amino acids. Gene Ontology annotation, cellular component: transcription factor TFIID complex. The record is from RefSeq and is a predicted model, not a curated record. NCBI's taxonomy places the organism in Eukaryota, Metazoa, Nematomorpha, Gordioida, Chordodea, Parachordodidae. Gene Ontology annotation, molecular function: protein heterodimerization activity; p53 binding; transcription factor binding.